AUGAUACGUGAAUUGAUAGUGUGUGUGCUGGAAGGAAGGGAUAUUGAUGUUAAGGAUUUGCCGAUGGAUAUGGCUGAUGUUGACGAAAGCUUGAAUGAUAUGGAAAUUGAUGAUAUUCUAGAAUGUGUUAUUUCUUAUAUACAUGGAGUAUCAAGCGAUCGAGCGGGAAGGAAAGAAGAUGCAUUAAGGCUUUUUAAUGAAUACUGUGCAGAUUGUGAAUAUCUGAAGUUGGUUUGUAAAGAAACGAUAGAGAUGUGCAGGAAGAAGGAGCGAGAGGGAAGAAUAAGGAUACAGAAUAAGAUGAGGGAGUUUAGAUUUGAGGUGAUUGACUGGGAGGAUAGGGAGUGGGUGAUGAAGCUUAUUGAGUAUUUUUAUGUGAUGGGGAUGAAGAAUGUCGAGCAUCUGAAUGCUGAGAUUGAAUUGCUUGAGAAGAGUGAUGAGUGCAGAGCAAGUAAUCAAUCAGGCAUUGAAUGUGUAAGGAUUGAUGAAUCUGGAAGAGCUGAAAACAUGCUUGUGCGCAGGAACAAGCCGACUAUGAGCCUUGAUGAAUUUGCAGACAAGUUAAUGGCUAGCAUGAAAAACGAAGUCAAAGUUAUUGAUGAUACAGAGCCAGAAGAGAAGUAUACAAGAAAUGAACUGAUUAUGAAGGACAAUGAAAGGGAUUGGAGAGGAUCAAACCGAGGAAACACAAUAGGAAUGGGAUGA
Ordospora colligata OC4 is the source of this 705-nucleotide messenger RNA. RefSeq lists its product as uncharacterized. Lineage: Eukaryota; Fungi; Microsporidia; Ordosporidae. The transcript has a single exon. The coding region runs from base 1 to 705 and encodes 234 amino acids. The record is from RefSeq and is a predicted model, not a curated record.